UAUAUGUAUGUAAAUAAGCAUACUACCUAUUUCUGUAUGUUUAGGAACUUAUAAUUCCACAUUAUUUUUCCCAAAUAUCUUAAUUAAAUAGCUUUUUAAUCUGCAUAGGGUAAUUUUCUAGUUUCCGGACACUCACCGGUUUUCGGACACUUUAGUGGUUUUUUUUAAAUAAUAAGAAAAUUUCAAAAGCUGCACCAAAAAUCCAUUAACAUUUUUGUUUCGUCUCAUUAUUUUCCGCCAUUUUGUAAAAUAAUAUUUUAAUAAACUGUACAUUAUUAGUCUGAAAGUUGUCUUGAAAGUGAGAAGGUUGAGUAGUAAGUGAUAAAAGUGCAAAUUUUCUAAAAAAAAAAUAACAAACAAGUUGACGGAAAAAGUAAGUUUUUAAGUUAUUUUUUAUAAAAUUGUGUGAUAUUAUUAUAUAUUUGUGUUGGAAAAACAUUCAAUUAACUUUUAAAAGGUUUAUUUUUUUUAAAAUGUUAAAUAUUAUUUUUAUUAUUAAUAGUCCGCUUUCUAAAACUAAAAAAUUACAUGAAUUUUAGUUCCCGGACACGAUUGUCCGAAUACUGAAAAAUUACGAAAUUUACAAUUUGACAAAUCUUUAUGCAUGAUAACUUAAAUUUGCAUAUUUUAAAGUUACUUUCAAAUUUUUAGCCUUUAAAUUCGUAAAAAUUCAGUUUUCGGACGCGAAAAAAACAAAUAUGGCUACUUGUCCGAAAAUUAGUAUACAUGUAACAUAGCACUGUUUAUUUUCCGGACAACCUCUUUUUACUAUGCUAAAGAAACCUAUCUACAUUAAAUUUUUUCGCCGUCUUACCAAUUCGUUUUCAACUUCUUCAGCAAAAUGAACGGGGACAAAAUUAAUCAAAAUUCAACAAAUAUUCAAUCGAAUUGUGCGAAAGAUACCGGAAAUAAAACAGGAGCUGCAUUAGAAGAUAUCCGAAAUAAUAAAAUAAGUAUUAGAGCCGCAGCAGAAAAAUAUGGGAUACCCCGCUCAACACUGCAUGACAAAUUGAAGGGCAAAACCCCAGAAGGUCCCACAACUAGAGGUCCAGAUCCUGUUCUCACUAAAGACGAAGAAUUACAAAUAGCUGAAUGGUGUGGAAAACUAAGCAAAUGUGGAUUCCCACUUCAAGUUGAUGAUUUGCUUAAUACAGUGGAACAAAUUUUGAAGCACACUGGACGAGCAAAUCCAUUCAAAAAUGGACGUCCUGGUAGAACAUGGCUUCGUGGUUUUUUCAGACGAAAUCCAGGGUUAUCGUUGAAGGAAGCAGAAAAUAUCACCAAGGGUCGUGCUGUUGUUACAGAGGAGUAUAUCAAAAAAUGGUUUCAAGAUCUUUCAAUUUUUCUUGAGAGUAUAAGUCAAACUACUUUACUAAAUGACCCUAGGCGGAUCAUAAAUGGUGAUGAAACGAGCUUCAGUUUGUGCCCAAAAACAGGCAAAGUCAUUGCUCCCAAAUCAUAUAAAAAUGUAUACCAAAUACAAACGGGGAACGAAAAGGAAACUUUGACAGUGCUUUUCGUUUGCACAGCUGAUGGCAAAGUUCUACCCCCAAUGGUAAUAUUCCCGUACAUUAGACCACCAAAAGAAGUUGUUGACAGUGUACCUCAAAACUGGUUUUUGGGACGUACAGAAAGCGGUUGGAUGCGUAGUGAAACUUUCUUUGAAUAUGUGGCAAACUGCGUAAAUGUUUGGAUUGAAAAACAAAAUAUUCCACGUCCGGUAUUGUUUUUUGUUGAUGGUCAUAAAUCUCACUUAACCAUGGAGCUUAGCACUUUUUGUGACGAAAAUGGUAUAAUUUUAUAUGCUCUUCCUGCUAACACGACCCACAUAAUGCAGCCACUGGAUGUGAGUGUCUUUAAGCCUUUAAAAACAGGCUGGAAGGAAACGGUUAGAAAUUGGCAAUCAAAAAAUUUUGGAGUAGCUUUAACAAAGAAAACAUUUUGUCCUCUCUUGGAGGAAACAAUUAAUCAAAAUCAAAAUCUUAGUACGAGCAUUAUAAAUGGCUUCAGAAAAUGUGGACUAAGUCCAUUUGAUCCGAACUCAAUCGAUUAUUCAAAAUGUGUGAAAAAUAAUAUCGAGCGUGUGCUUUCAGAAUCAUGUGAAACUAGAACUUCUAAUUAUCCAAAUGUUAAUGAAAAGGAUAUUAGUCUUGCAGAAAAAGUUAAAUAUGCGAUGGAAGUGAUAAAGUUAUCUCAGAAAGAGCUUGAGAAACAUCAAAUUAAUUUGAACGAAAUUUUAAAUGUUUUAGAGAAUAUCAAUACUGAGCUCCCAUUUACUGAAGAAGAUAAUUUACCGAAAAUCAAUGAAUCAGAAUUUGUCGAUACUGAUACAAUCGUACAUGCUGAGGAUUAUGUUAAUGUUUUAGAUGAGCAGGAAAUUUUAAAUACUUUGCUAUGUUCCGACGCCGAAAAGUCUGCUCCAAGUACUCCAAAGCAACCUUCAAAGCAGCCAAUAUCGCUAUCAAACCAAAAACGCGAAACGACCCCCAAAAAUACAAAUUUUAUACCAGGUAAGGUUUUACUUAGAACUAUGAAUAAUAAUUUUAAUUCAAUUUUUUUCACAGUUGCUACAACAUCAUUAAUAACUAGACGAUUGUCCUCCAGCUCAAGUAUUUCUAAUGUAACAUCAGUAACUUCUCCAACAACCCCAAUAAGUCGACCAUCAUCCUCUCGCUCAUUGCAAAAACAUUUGUUUUAUCCAAAAUUAUAUAGCUUUUAUUCAAAAAGAAAAAAUAAGACGGAAGAUCGUUCUCCAAGUGCUAUCUCAUCUUCAGCAUGGAGAGAGAUUUAUGCCAAAAAGGAACAGGAAAAAAUUCAAAAAGCUGAUGCAAUUAAACAAAGAAAAUUGGAAAGAUUGCAGAAAAGGGAGCUUUCAGUUAAAAAAUCUGAACUCAAGAGAAAAUAUAAAAAAUCUAACUAUAAAAACGUUUCCUUAAAAAAGGAAAAGGAAUAAUACACUAAUUUUAAUGCAAAAAAAAUUCCAAAGCUAAUAUGUAAAAGAUAUACAUAAAUAAUAUAUAAUAUAAUGUAAUUAUUUAUUUAAAUAGGUUAAAAACUAUAAUAUACAGUUAAAUCUAUGUAAACAGAAUCGUUAUGUAAAAGUUAAUAUUUUUGUUUUUUAUACUAAUGUACUAUGAAUUGUUAAAGUAUUUGUUUUUAUUUUGAAUAAAAGUCUGAACUCAAAUAAUAAACUCGAGUUAAUUCUCGAAAAAUAUGUGCUUUCUAUAAACACAAUUUUUUACUUAUAUUAUUAAAAACCUGUAAGAGAAAUUCUUGUUGUCCGGAAACUAAAAUUUUCCUGUCCGAAUAAUAGAAAUUUAUGUCUGGAAACUGGAAAAUUUGACACUUUUUUUUUAAACCUAAAUAUUUUAUAUACCAUUCACAAAAAUGUCAUCAACCUGAGCUUUUUUACAUAGUAAAUUUGGUAAAGUUUAAGAAAAAUGUGAUUUUACAACCGCACAUCUUAUUUUGGCAGAGUGACAACCUUCCAAAGUCAAAAAAAAGUUAUUCGUCCGAAAACUGGAAAAUCACCCUAUCAAUUAAAUGUAUAAACACAUUUAUUUCAAAAUUAAUGUUACAAACAUAAUAUGCAUGUACAUACCUACAUAUAAAUAAAAUUUUAUAUCUAAUAAUAACGGAUAAUUUUAUUUCCCGUUUCAAAUACCGAAAUGUUUUUGAUACAUUUAAUAAAUUUUAAAUUUUAUACUAAUGUUAACAAAAUUUAUAUAUCAACUUAUUUGUUAAAAUAAUUAAAUAAUAAUUGAUUGUAUAUUACUUAUUUAGUUAUAUAUGUAUUUCUGUACAUACAUAUAUGUAGAAUAUACAUAUUUCACAUUAUGGAUAUACAAAGAAGCUACAUUCAAAUUAGGUACCUACAACAAUAUUACAAUUUAAGACAAUGUGAAUAUUUUUAUACAAUAUGCAUCCAAAUAUCUAAGGUCACAUCAAGGUCAUACAGGACCAAAGUUAUUUGGCGAAGAAUAUUUUUAAAGCGAUAUAAUCAACUUGAAAUUUAUAAUUAAUAUUUCAUUAAAU
This is a messenger RNA of Condylostylus longicornis, 4035 nucleotides long. RefSeq lists its product as uncharacterized. Lineage: Eukaryota; Metazoa; Arthropoda; Insecta; Diptera; Dolichopodidae. The transcript has 2 exons. The coding region runs from base 842 to 2953 and encodes 703 amino acids. The record is from RefSeq and is a predicted model, not a curated record. Gene Ontology annotation, cellular component: nucleus. Gene Ontology annotation, molecular function: DNA binding.